Pogona vitticeps (central bearded dragon) is the source of this 1865-nucleotide messenger RNA. It is a transcript of the gene ICOSLG, whose product is annotated as inducible T cell costimulator ligand. Gene Ontology annotation, biological process: positive regulation of T cell proliferation; cellular response to lipopolysaccharide; regulation of cytokine production. Gene Ontology annotation, cellular component: external side of plasma membrane. Gene Ontology annotation, molecular function: signaling receptor binding. NCBI's taxonomy places the organism in Eukaryota, Metazoa, Chordata, Lepidosauria, Squamata, Agamidae. The record is from RefSeq and is a predicted model, not a curated record.
GGCUCUCCCCGAUGUGGUCCCGCUCGGGAUGGCGAGCAGAAGCCUUGGAGUCGUAGUCUUGUUUCUUUGGCUUCAGAGACCUGGUAGUGCCAAUGAAAAUGAAGUUAUUGGCAUACUAGGAAGUAGUGUUGAACUGGAAUGUCGUUAUGCUGACGAAAAGUCAUUAGAUAAACUUCGAGUACUAUGGCAAGCAAAUAGUAAGUCUUGCCUUGUCAAUGCCCAUUUUCCUAAUAAGCGUGAGAAGGCACCGAAAUACUGUGAAGAAUUCAGAAGCAGGACUCUGUUUAAUAACGAAACCUUUUCUCUGGAAAUAUGGAAUGUCACUCCUGGAGAUGAGGGCACUUAUGAAUGUGUUGUGCAGAGAAAUAAAACAAUGGAGUUUGAAUUGGAUCAUAAGGCAAGCACAGCCCUCAAAGUGGCAGCAAACUACAGCAAACCAACCAUAACAAGGCUUGGGAAUGAAAUGACAUUUACUUGCAAUUCUAGCCAUGGAUUUCCAGAACCGAAACUUCAUUGGACAAUUCCGAUGGACAACAGCCUCUACAAUAUCACUGAACAGCCUGCUACUUCAGAGCCAGAUGGGACUUUCAGUAUUUCCAGUACAAUUAAAAUUAAAUCAGCUUCUAAUAUAAAGUUAGAAUGCACCAUUGAAAAUGUGCGACUGCUCCAAAGUAUCACUACUAUCUUUGAAACAAACAGCUCUGGAGGCUCUGUAAAUAACUCUGCACUCAGUGCCAGCCCAGCUCACAGACCUGCCAUUCUGAGCACUCUUGCGCUCCUUCUGAUUCUUCCAGUCAUUCUGUACAUCUGCUGGGAAAAAAGGCUUUGUCCUGGAAGAACAUAUGCUGCAGGUGUUUGUGUGGAAGAAGCAGUAUGCACCAAUGCUGAUGUUGAGACAGAAAAUUCCCUGAUCUCUGGAACUGAACAUCGGUAAACAUUGCAACACUACAGUGAAGCAUUCCCUCAGCUACGGGCUUUUGUGCGUCUGACUGGCUGUGAACCCUGCACUGAAACGGAACACAUGUAUUUGGUCUUAUGUACUGCCAGAAGCCAUUCUGCUCUUUGGAGGACUCCAUUCUUCCUGGUGCAUGACUUCAGGAUGCAUCCAAAAGGGUACACUGUCCAUGAAUACAGCUUAGAAGAGCCAGGACCAAUACUGUGUGAAAGCUACUGCCCACAUUUGAGCUAUUUGAGGGCUCCUUCCUUUGCUACAAACGGAUAUGAAUGUCUGAUGGACAACAGGAUCAUAGCUAAAUAAACAUUGAAAGAAUGAUGCAGAGUUUCCAAGUUCAUCGGCAAUGUAACAUAACAUCUGUUGCUGGAACCAGCAGUGCUGGGAAGCUUUUACUUUCAGGCCAGCUUUCUGGACUUCCAGAAGGCACUUGGUUAGUCGGCCCCUGGGUGAAGUCUAGUGCUGUCUAGCUGGAUCUUGUGCUCUGAUCCGACAGCAUGAUUUUCCUGUUCUGAAGUUGAGUGGUGGAAAGGGACUCUGCUUCUGAGCCCAGCAUUCCAGGGGUGGCCUGGGGCAUGGCAGACUUAAGGACCAAAAGGUCACCCACCAUGACGCUUAAUGUUUAUAGAGGGAAGGCUAAAAUAUUGCCCUAUUCCCUCAGGCACCACUUCUGAGAAAAUGGACAGGACUGAUCAUCAGUUGAAAAUAUGGUAUCCUGUACCAGCCAUUUCUGGAUUUAACGUAUUUUGGGUCAUAACACAUCCAGGACUCUCAUAGCUUCAACAACUUCACCACAACCUGAAACUCAACAUAUGCACCUUUAACAAUAUGACUGUCAACUCUCAAUAUUUACACAACUGGUUUAAGGCAAAGCAGCCUGUCAGGAAAUAAAAUGUAUUUGGUGAUAAGCUAC